This is a messenger RNA of Armigeres subalbatus, 899 nucleotides long. RefSeq lists its product as uncharacterized. The coding region runs from base 218 to 826 and encodes 202 amino acids. Lineage: Eukaryota; Metazoa; Arthropoda; Insecta; Diptera; Culicidae. Gene Ontology annotation, biological process: proteolysis. The record is from RefSeq and is a predicted model, not a curated record. The transcript has 2 exons. Gene Ontology annotation, molecular function: metallocarboxypeptidase activity.
ACUGGUUGUGCUGCUACCAGCUUCCAAUUUCACACAAAAAUAUGAGAUUACUCAAUCGACUGCUCCUGCUCGUCCCGGUAGCCAUCACCACGCUGCUCCUUGCCGCAGAUUGUGAUGGCUGUGCUGCUGCCCCCUCUUCCGCCGCAUCCAACAAGGCUCGCUAUGACUUCUUCCGCACCGGGUGCUGCUGGAAACCGAGGAGCAAACCGAAAACUGAAUGCAACCGCUGGAGAACCGCAGCGAUAGUUACACCUUCAUGGCCCACGCACGGCACACCAACCAGAAUCUGACCAUUAUGGUCACUCCGCAGAAGCUCGCUGAGCGGUUCGGUUCUGUUAUACGAUAUCCAGGAACUGAUCGACAAGGAGACUUCACCAUCAAACCGACAGGAACUGACCCGAAACAGUUCGACUGGCAACACUAUUUCCAUCUGGAAACAAACCAUAAAUGGCUCGAUUUGCAAGUAUCCAACUUUCCAACCAUCCUCCAAUCGGUUACGCUUCAGGCAAGCUACGAGCGCAACCUGAUCAAGGGAAUGAAAUCAUCCAAAAAAAUCCGGCAACACUGCCGUUGUCGUGGAGUGCGGAAUUCACGCCCGAAAAUGGAUCUGCUCCGCCCUGUGCACCUACAUUCUAAAUCAACUGCUCACGUCCACCGUGCGCAAAACUAUGACAAUCUACAGAUGAUCGGUAAACGUGGCUCGGAUGCGAUUUGUCGCACACACGGGAAAGAGUACGUGUCGGGGGUGAUGAUCGAGACCAUCUAUCCAUCGUCCGGGGACUCGGUGGAUUGGACCUUCAGCGAGUGGCAUUUACGUUCGAGUUGAGAGGGCCUCCGGAUACUAUAAAUAUGUUUAUUCUGCCGGCGGAGGAGAUCCUAUAAAUUGGAGAGGAAACGUU